AUGGCCACCGCCGAAAAGCCUCAAGAGAAGCAGAAGCAGUUUCAAGUUCCGGACGACGUUGAGUCUGGCGAAGACUAUGAUAGCGCCGAUGAUUACUCGGACGACGAUGACCAGAACCGUCCCGCUCAGAACAAUCAGCUUCAGCGUCGCCGUCGGCCGCAACAACAAAAGGCAAAGCAACAAGAUGAGCUCGACGAAUACUCGGACGAAGAUGACUACUCGGACGAAUACUCCGAUGAAUAUUCCGACGAUGAGGACGUUAUGCAACCCCGGAGGGCCAUGCAGCCAUACAAUGGGCAGUCCGCCAAUGGCGUACCGGACGGGGACUUCAACGUGAUUGAAGAGAAGAAAGAGGACCUCGAUGAGGAAGAAGGCAUGAAGUUGAAGAUUGAAUUGAAUCUGGAGAUCGAAGUGGAGCUCAAGGCCCGCAUCCACGGUGAUCUGACCCUUGCUCUGAUGUAA
Messenger RNA from Penicillium longicatenatum, 462 nucleotides. RefSeq lists its product as uncharacterized. Bases 1 to 462 code for a protein of 153 amino acids. Lineage: Eukaryota; Fungi; Ascomycota; Eurotiomycetes; Eurotiales; Aspergillaceae. The transcript has a single exon. The record is from RefSeq and is a predicted model, not a curated record.